GAGAACAAAAUUGCUAAGAUGGCAAUUAGCUUCGCAGCUUUUAAGGUGGCAUACACAACAGUGCUUGUAUGCAUGUUGGUGGCUGCUGCUCAUCAACACGUUGAUGCAUCUCUAACAUGUGCUGAGAUCACAACCUUACUCACCCCAUGCAUCCCCUAUGCGAUCAUCGGAGGGACGGUGCCAACGAUUUGUUGUGAGGGCAUAAAAACACUCAAUGCUGCUUCCAAUGGCACAGCAGAUGACAGAGCUGCAUGCAGCUGCAUCAUGAAUGGUCUUAAACCCAUCCCUGGAAUCAACUACGACCUAGUUGGCACCCUACCCGAGGCAUGUGGGACUACUUGUCCCUACAAAAUUACACCCACUACUGAUUGUUCCAAGGUGGACUAGGUGCAACAUUGUAUGCACUUAGCUUAGUGCAUUUUCUAAUAAAAUAUGGAUGAAAAUAAAGCUCCAGGGAAGCUAGCGUCCGUCCGUGUAUUAAAGCAUAAUGCUGUUGUCUUUUUUUUCUUUUUUCUAGGCAAGAUAAUAUUCAUUACAUGAAAAAAGGAAUAUACAUGGGGUCCAUCAGAAUGAAAAUGGAUAUCAGAAUUCAGACAUACUAUGCUGUUAUGUCUGUUACAACUUACAAGAAAUAUAAUGUCAUAUUGUCUACGAAUUGCAGAGUUUUGUGUCCAAUCUAUUUAAGUUUUUAUAUGCUUUCUGAUAAGAUAAUCUUUGGAACAAUCGAUGCUUAUGCCAACAUGAUUGACUCGUUGUCUCUGGACAUCCUCAAUAAAAAGUGUGCAUGCAUGAGAGAGGAGUCAUUUUCAACUCUAAAAGUCGUUGGCAAAUGAGCUUGAGCCUAACUAUCAUAACUCUUCAACAUCUUGGUUUAGAAAUGCCAACUGAAAGGAGGACCAUGGACCAUGGUUUUCAGAAAAUAUUAAAUUGAAAGCAAUACCAGGGGAAAGGAGAAGGAAAAAGCACCCCAAAAAAAAAAAAUGGGUACAAACUGAGAAAGAGGCCAUCUUGUUUUCAGUCGGUGCAUGAAAGGGAGAAAGAGAAAUUAGUGACAAAGUUUACAGGGUAUCAAAUUUAAACCAGAUACAAAGGAAAAAGGAUG
Molecule: messenger RNA, 1102 nt
Organism: Corylus avellana
Lineage: Eukaryota; Viridiplantae; Streptophyta; Magnoliopsida; Fagales; Betulaceae
Product: non-specific lipid-transfer protein 1
Biological process (GO): lipid transport
Molecular function (GO): lipid binding
Source: RefSeq, a predicted model, not a curated record